Molecule: messenger RNA, 609 nt
Organism: Aspergillus thermomutatus
Lineage: Eukaryota; Fungi; Ascomycota; Eurotiomycetes; Eurotiales; Aspergillaceae
Exons: 1
Coding region: 1-609 (202 amino acids)
Source: RefSeq, a predicted model, not a curated record
AUGCAUACAACCUCGAUUACAGAGGGAACCGGCUCAGGCCAAUCACCCCUGCAAAUCCACAUCGAGGAACUCUCCUCCUUACCCCUCCACGACACCAUACAAAACUUGGCUCACCUCCUCCCGGAACUAACCACCUGCGUCACCGCAACAGGCGAACGCCUCGUAACUCACCCUACCUACGAAGGAACAGGCAAGCUCGACGACCUGGGUAGACUCUACCUCCGUGCCGCCGAUCGAUGUACCCGCGAACACGCAUCCUUCAAAACCCGCCUCCUGCACGUAUCCCUCGAUUCCGUGAUCGGAGAACUCUACGCAUCAAGUCAAGAGCAGCUCCACAAGGGUUUGGCAGACGGGUCUGUGGAUCUCCCUCCUCGACUAGAUGAGGGGUGUGCAUGCUGCUCCGGCGAGCCCUUUGCCGUGAUCCUGUGCGGGUUCCAUGAGGAGAAUGCGUUGCUUUUCUGGGAAGACGAAUAUAAGGCUUUCUGGGGCGAUGAAGAGAGCCGGGGGGGACAAUAUGGUCAGGGCGAGACUUGGACCAGGGCUUCGAGGGAGCAGGUAGAGCGUGCGAUGGCGCGGGAGGAGGCGAGUGUGGUUCCUAGCAUGCUUUAG